UAAAUAUGCUCGCUAGAAAGAUCAGAAGAGAAGCUAAUUUAAAGUUCCAAAACCAUCUGGAAAGAGAACAACUUGGAGCUACUCCUGAUGAUGGUGCUUUCGAACCAGACUCAAACCCUGAGUCAUUCAUAGAUCCAAGAAGUUCAUUUAUGGGUGAAUCAGAGUCUUCCUCAAGUAUUGGCACUAGUAACAUCGGGAAUAAUGCCCAAAGGAAUAAUAUUUUGAACAAAAAGAAAGAAUCUGAGAAAGCUAUAUUGCUAAAAAUAAAAUAAAUUAAGCAAAAGAAUUACUUAUUUGGAUUUCUCAAACCUCACAAUUGCCAUUUUUGGAGUGCUGUUUGCACAAGCUGAUGCUGAUGUCUUUGCUUAUGAGUAUAAACUAAAACCUGCAGAGAUAGCACUUCGAACGAUUGUGAGUGUUCUAACCUUAUUGCUAAUAUCCUGACUUAUCAUGAGAUACAUACUAAUAUGUAAGAAGCUGAAGAUCAUAGAGCCUACCAAACGAUGGUUAGAUUUGAAAGAACUCAGGAAAUUGGUACUUGAGAUCCUGAUAUGUGGAAUUCAUAGUCCACCCUACUUUGGCACUGAAAAGGUCUUCUUUGAAUACAGACAAAUCGGAGGUCGUAUUCGAUAUCCACUUGAUACCUUCAUUUUCCUGUGAAUGAUGGCCAGAGCUUACCUUGUCCUUCGAGUUCUUAGAGAGUUCUCCCUCUUUAACUAUGAAUACACUGAUAAGUUUAUUUACAGCACAGAGCUAGAAUCGAAUUUAUCAUACAACAUAAUAAUAAAAUCAUUGUUCAAGAGGAGACCUUACUUGAUGCUUACAACAUAUUUCAUAUUAUCUUCUUGAUGAUUGGCGUUUGCAGUACGGAUGUUUGAGAGGCCCUUCUAUGAUGACCCAAAAGUGUCUAAUAUAGAAAGUGACGACCCAUCAUACCAAGAUUACAGUCUCUUCAAUAAUGCUUGGUGGCUAAUAGUAGUAACAAUGACAACAGUUGGCUAUGGAGACUAUUACCCCAGGACUCAUCUAGGGAGAUUUGUAGUAAUUCUCUCAUGCUUCUGUGGGGUAUUCAUGGUGUCAAUGUCUGUAGUCACACUUACUUCAGCAUCUGAAUUCACUCGAGGCGAGAAGUCUACCUAUGAAAUCCUCCACAGACUAAAACAAAGAAAAGCAAUUGAAAAUGCUGCCAGAAAAGUUAUAUUCUAUAAUCUUGCUUAUUUCUAUUUGAAAUAAAAGGCUCAGACUAAAGGAGCAAAAGAGAAAAGAAGAGAGGAAGGAGUUCAACCUCAGAACCUCAAGUGGUAUGCAGGAAGUACAUACAGACGAUAAGAACAAGCUCAUUGUGAACAAAGAAGAUGUCCCGUAUUACACCAAGUUACGCCAGUUGACAGAAAACAAGAAGAGAUAUGAGAGCAUCUUCAAUGCUCGCAGAAAAGGACUGAUUCCUAUUGAUACAGAGGAGCAUGUUAAGUAUGAUUACUCCAAAAUACAGAAGCGAAUGGCAAUGGCUUAUACUAUUGAGAAGGGUUUACUCGAUACUCUUCAUAUUCAAGAAAAGCAAGAGAAAUAUCUCAAAAUGACACUAAAUAAUUUCAGAAAAGUGCAAUUAGAGACAAAUAGACUUAGCAUGCUUCAGCGAAGUUUUGCAAUGAGGCCCAGGUCAGAUAAUAAUAGUACUGAUGAUGCAGACAAGAAGUCUUAUUACCAUCAAACCUCGUCAAGUGUAGUUGCUCCUUCAGGAACAUCAAAUUUCAAAGGACAAAAGAGAACAGCACCUAAUGGAAGUGGAGAUUCUUCGAUAGAUCCUUACUCUACAAAAGAAAAAAUAGAAAAUAAAAUAGCUAAACUCCAAAAUGAGCUACUUAAACUAAAGCAAGAGGAGAAUUCUGAUCAUCUUAAACGCACUAAUACCUCUAAAUUUGGUAAAAGUCUGAAAAGAGGGCAUAUGCUCAACAGUGAAUCUCGUUUUUCAACUGCUUCAAGAAAAUCUUCCCUUAUGAAAAGCCCUGUAAGUGUUAGCCAGAAAGGCUUUAAUCAGAAGAAAGAAUCUGAUACAAGAAUCUUAGCUUUCGAGAGAUGAGAAUUUUCACCUCGAUCCAGAAAGCAGAAAUCCGUGAGUAGUCCCUCCUCUUCAAAAGAAUCCAUUUCAUCAGGUUAUAAAGAUGAUGAAUCAGAGAUAAACCGCCUUGAUAAUUUACUCAAGCCGAAUGCUAUAGUUUCAAAAAUCCCUCAGCGUCGCUCUCCUCUUGUAGUAUCUCCGCCAAUAGGGUCUCCUCCAAGAUCAACUUCUCCACGAAGGCGGUCUUCGGUCAGGAUCCAAGAGCCGGAAUCUAAGUACUUUACAGAGAAAGACAUAACCGAGAACCUCAAAAUUGGAGGGAAAUCUUCUGGUAAAUUGCCAUUAAGAAGACAAGCAACAAACAUCAAUUUAAAAGAAAUACAUAAUUUGUAUCCUACUAUUGAUGAACAAGAGGGUAAAGAAGAAAGUGUAGAUGACUCUAGCCAAGAUCCUACCUCUAAACAGGGCCAGUUGAAAGAGAUGAAAGAAAUGUUCUACACCAAAAAUUCCAAACCUCCCAAAAAUGCCAACCCUCCUAAAACGAUCAUCAAUCGUAGGUUCAAGUCUAAGAUGCUUUCCUUGUUCGAUUAA
This is a messenger RNA of Moneuplotes crassus, 2650 nucleotides long. NCBI's taxonomy places the organism in Eukaryota, Ciliophora, Spirotrichea, Euplotida, Euplotidae. The record is from the annotation of a GenBank genome assembly.